AUGGCGCGAGACACGUUUUCUACGGCCUUGUCGCCGUCCAAAAUCCCAUCUUCUCUUCUCGCAGCCUCAUUCAUCCUCACAUCUCUCCCCAUGGCUCUCGGUCACGAACACGGCGUCAGCCACAUCCAGGAGGGCGAGACGGUCUCCCAGGAGCCCAUUGAUACUAUACUAUGGAUACACAUCUUCAUCAUGAUGCUGGCCUUUGGGGUCAUCUUCCCCGUUGGCAUGGUUCUCGGAAUCACCAAGAACCGCUGGCAUGUUCCUACCCAAGUCCUGGGUACCGCCCUCGCCAUUCUCGGCUACUUCCUAGGCCACAUGCACAGCGGCCGACAGUUCGUCCACAAUAAUGUUCACUCUGGCUUCGCGGGCUGGUUGAUGUUCCUCCUCAUUAUCCAGGUCGUUGUUGGCAUCUAUUUGAAAUUGCACCUCGAGAAGGGCAUCAAUGGCAAGAUCCGCAGAGUCAUCAAGCCUAUCCACGGCGUCCUCGGCAAGGCUUUUCCCGUCUUGGGUUGGACUCAGUUCCUCUUCGGUGGCAUCACCUCGCUGGGUUUCUGCCAGGCUGACCACCUUGGCCAGUGCCUGGCCCAUUUCAUUAUGGGUAGCGCCUUCAUUGCGUACGGCAUCAUUCUGACUCUGCUGCUCCUCGUUGGCCAGGUGUGGCUCCGACGCUCUGGUCGAUCCCAGGAGUUCUUCGACAGCAUCGUCAUUGCGGCGUGGGGUUGCGUUAACACCUUUACCGAGCACCGCUGGGGCAGCGAAUGGGUCAGGAACGACUGGCAACACACUACUAUGGGCAUCAUUUGGUGGUGCGCUGGUCUGGCUGGAGUCUGGCUCAGCCGCGACCGUGACGGAAACCCCCAGCGCAACUUCAUCCCCGGUUUUGUCAUCUUCAUCACCGGUUGGGCCAUGUCUGCGCAUCCCCAGGACCUGCCCAUCAGUGCCAUGACCCACGCCAUGUUCGGCAAGACCCUGAUGGCUGCCGGUCUGACGAGAAUUAUUGAGGUUGCAUUUGUGGUUAAGGACGCCCCCGGUAUGUCUGAGGAUGGACGCAAGACCAACAGCUUCCAGUACAUUCCCGUCUUCCUUCUUUACGCCUCUGGGUUCCUCUUUAUGGGUGCCACCGAAGAGCAGAUGCACCUUGUUGCCAACUCUGGUCUCGAUCACGUCUCGUACAUUCUCAUUCUCUACUCCUUCGCCUUUCUCGUGUUCCUCUUCACCAACAUGCUUAUCCACCUCUUCGACCGCAACACCAAUGUCGACGGCAAAGUUAAUCUGUCCAACGGGGCACCGGUGGCAAAUGGCCGCGUGCAGGUGCGGGAUGCCGAAGAGUUUGAGCUGGAGGGUCUGAUGAGUGAUGACGAGGACGACACGCGCAAGCCCCUGCGGGACGACACUGAUGACGAGCAAGCUUUGGGCAGCCCCAGUACGGUUGGAAAGAACAGCGAUCGGGUGGCGCGGUGA
Molecule: messenger RNA, 1461 nt
Organism: Colletotrichum truncatum
Lineage: Eukaryota; Fungi; Ascomycota; Sordariomycetes; Glomerellales; Glomerellaceae
Source: RefSeq, a predicted model, not a curated record